Messenger RNA from Ziziphus jujuba (common jujube), 2530 nucleotides. Its product is annotated as BTB/POZ domain-containing protein At3g22104. Lineage: Eukaryota; Viridiplantae; Streptophyta; Magnoliopsida; Rosales; Rhamnaceae. The transcript is spliced from 4 exons. Bases 1005 to 2450 code for a protein of 481 amino acids. Gene Ontology annotation, molecular function: protein binding. The record is from RefSeq and is a predicted model, not a curated record.
GGGGUGGUAGUGGGUGCACGAGUACAGAGACAGAGAGAGAAAUGCAGCGAUGAACAUGGAAUAGCAAAGGAAGGAACGCAAGCAAAAAACAAAGGAAAAAAAAAAGAUCUUGAGGCCUGAAGCUUGGCUUAUGGUCGUCUCCCAAGGAAAAGAGAAAAAAAAAAAAAGAAAAAAAGAAAAAAGAAUCAAAGUUGUUGUUAAUAAACUACUACUUAUUUCUCUUUUAACUCAUCCGGGAAUGUCAGGUUGAGGCUCUGUCACUCACUGCACUGGUCAUACACGACAACUCUGUUUUUUAUUUUCUAGUUUUGCUCUGUGCUUGCUUUGGCAAUUCGGCAGUGGUAUAUUAUAUGUUACAUCUCUGUCUUUAUCCUGCUUGUUGUGUCUCAAACUCAAAAAAGAGUGUCGUCUCUCUCUGUAUGUAUUCCAUUUGACACCCACAUUUCUUUUCUGCACCAAUCCUAUUUCCACAACUCACAAACUGAUUUUAUCUCCUUUUAUUUGUCCUCUUCUUCCUCUCAGAAUAUGACCUUGUGACCUCUUUCUCCUACUCUCUUUCUCUCCCCCCAUUUCCCCUCCUCACCCUUCUGUCUUUUUUGGGUUAUUAAUUUUUCAUGACUUAAAAUCUUUUCCCUUUUUUCUUUUUUAUUUUUUUUUCUUUUUUCUUUUUUCUUUUUUUUGAUAAUGGAGGUUUGCUGUGAUCUUGAAGUGGAUGUUAAUGGCGAAGAGACUUUCGUGGUGGACAAGAUUGCCUUCCUACAAUUUAUUGCAUAUAACGACCUCUGCCCAUUGAAUUGCAGGUUCUGGUGUAGAUUCCAACUUUUUUUUUUUUUUCUUUUUUCCCGCUUCUUUGUUUUCUUCGAUUCAACAAGUCCACUCUUUUGAAAAUUAUUGCUCUGUACUCGGGCAAAUUGAGCAAAUUAUUCGGCAAAUCAAAAGGGACAGCAAAAAAUAUUAAAGUAGUAUUCAAUGACUUUCCGGGAGGGGCAAAGAGUUUCGAGCUUAUGUCAAAGUUCUGUUAUAACGGUGGCAGGAUUGAGAUAGCUCCCUCCAAUAUUUCCCUCUUGCAUUGUGCUGCACAGUUCAUGGAAAUGAAGAAUUCUGUCUCUGCAAACCGUAAUUUAUUGGAACAAACAGAAAAAUCCAUUGAAGAGAUGAGCUAUUGGACAUGGUCUGAGCUUCUAAUCACUUUGAAGCAAUGCCAAGUUCUACUUCCGGCUUCAGAUUCUUCUGGCAUUCUCGAGAAAUGCUUGGAUUCCCUUGUUGGGAGGCUGUCUUUGACAACUGAAAUGAGUCCGUGUCCGUCUACUUCUUCUCCAGAUAGCUCUGGCUUUCGAUUUUCAUGUGACACUAAAAGCACAGAAAGUUUGAAAACCGUCUCCUCUCGGGCAACAUGGUGGUUUGAGGAUCUUCUAGUUUUGAGUCCUGUUUUGGUUGAAAUGCUGGUAAAAUCCAUGGUUUCUCGAAAAUUUGAUCAUAAUACUCUUAGUAGGUUCCUGUUCUAUUAUCACAAAUCGAAGUUUUUUACUGUCUCAUCCAAGGAAAAGUGCAAAAUUGUAGAAAUUGUCAUUAAUAUGCUUUAUAUUCUUGAUCAAAACUGUGUGUCAUGCAAGAGUUUGUUUGGGAUUCUUAGAGUUGCUCUGAAUUUGAAAAUAGACAAGAGUAGCAGGAAUAAGUUGGAGAUUAUGAUUGGUUUACAGUUGGAUCAAGCAACGUUAGAUAAUUUGCUUGUUCCAUCCCCAUAUGGGAUGAAUUACUUGUACGAUGUGAAUCUUGUUCUAAGAUUUUUGAAAGCAUUUCUUCGUAAUGGAUUCGGACAAAUAUCUCUGGUGAGAUUGAGAAAAGUUGCUACCUUGAUGGAUUUGUAUAUUGCAGAAGUAGCCCCAGACCCUUGUUUAAAACCUUCAAAAUUCCUGGCUCUGAUGAUGGCCCUGCCAGAUUCUUCCAGAGAUUCCUAUGAUGAGCUUUACCGUGCCAUGGACAUGUAUCUUGAGGUGCAUUCAGGAUUGUCUGAAGAAGAAAAGAUGAAAUUAUGCUGUGCAUUGAACUUUAAGAAGCUUUCAGCUGAAACUUGUGUACACCUUUCUGACAACACAAAAUUUCCAUCAAAGUCUGCAGUCCAAGCUCUCAUUUCUCAGCAACUCAGGCUCAAAAGCUUACUCCAUGACACCGGCAAUUCCAAGUCAAAUGCUGAUUUUCCAUGUAAAGCCAUGGAAGUUGGAAAGAAAAUAGAGAAAGAUGAAGCUGACGGACAAGUUGUGCUCUACGCUGGGAAACUUGAUCAUUCAGCUGAAAACGAAAAUCUUAAAGCAAAUUUGCAAGGAAUGCAGUGGAGAGUGAUGGAAUUGGAAAAGAUUUGUAGGAAAAUGCAAGAACAAAUGGCAAAGAUUAUGAAAUCAAGAGUACCAAGCCACAAUCAUACAAGAUCCUUGCCCAGGCUCUGUUCAUGAUGAAAAUUUUGCAUUAUAUUUGUAUUUUCAAGAAUUAUCUCAUAUCUGUACAGCAUAAGAAAUGCCCUUUUUUUAUUUUU